This is a messenger RNA of Phytophthora sojae, 852 nucleotides long. RefSeq lists its product as hypothetical. Gene Ontology annotation, cellular component: F-actin capping protein complex; cytoplasm. Gene Ontology annotation, molecular function: actin filament binding. The record is from RefSeq and is a predicted model, not a curated record. Bases 1 to 852 code for a protein of 283 amino acids. Gene Ontology annotation, biological process: cell morphogenesis; actin cytoskeleton organization; barbed-end actin filament capping. The transcript has a single exon. NCBI's taxonomy places the organism in Eukaryota, Oomycota, Peronosporomycetes, Peronosporales, Peronosporaceae.
AUGGCGGACGACGGCGGCAUGACUUCGUGCCUGAACCUCAUGCGGCGCAUGCCCCCGCGCGAGGUGGAGACGGACGUGUACAACCUGACGCGGCUACUGCCUGCGCUGGCCGACGACCUGUAUCAGCGCGUGGACCAGCCGCUGCAGGUGGCGGUGGACCCGACCAACGGCCGCAAGUAUCUGCUCUGCGACUACAACCGCGACGGGGACUCGUACCGCUCCCCGUGGAGCAACCAGUACGACCCCCCAGCCCCCGAGGGGGAAGGCUUCUACCCGUCGGAGACGCUACGCGAGCUCGAGGUGCAGGCCAACGAGAUCUUCGACUCGUACCGAGAGCUCUACUACCAGGGGGGCAUCUCCUCCGUCUACAUGUGGGACCUCGAGCCGGGCUUCGCCGCCUGCUUCCUCGUGCAGAAGGACGUGCUGGACCAGCGCUUCGUGGAGAAGGGCUCCUGGAACUCCAUCCACGUGAUCGAGGUGCAGGAGGGCAGCGACGUGCUGGACAAAGGAGUCAAGCGCGCCACGUACCGCCUCACCACGUCCGUGCUGCUGUCCAUGAAGGUGAACCGCCCCGAGCUGGGCGACUUGACAUUGGACGGCACGCUCACGCGGCAGGCGGAGCGCACCCUGGCGUUUGAGGACCAGUUCGCGCACGUGUCUAACAUGGGCCGCAUGGUGGAGGACAUGGAGAUCGACAUGCGCUCGAGUCUCGACGGACUCUACAUCUCCAAGACCCGAGAGGUCGUCAACGGUAUGCGGAAGCUGCAGCAAGGUCCCGCCAUGGUCAACCCGUUUGUGGGAGAGCUCACGGGGGCGGUGCUCAAGCACGGGCUGAAGAAGCAGCAGAAGUAA